Scleropages formosus (Asian bonytongue) is the source of this 4822-nucleotide messenger RNA. Its product is annotated as heterogeneous nuclear ribonucleoprotein L-like. Lineage: Eukaryota; Metazoa; Chordata; Actinopteri; Osteoglossiformes; Osteoglossidae. Gene Ontology annotation, cellular component: nucleus. Gene Ontology annotation, molecular function: RNA binding. Gene Ontology annotation, biological process: mRNA processing. The transcript is spliced from 14 exons. The record is from RefSeq and is a predicted model, not a curated record. The coding region runs from base 193 to 1845 and encodes 550 amino acids.
GCGGAGAGACGGGACAGAACAGCGGAGGGCGCUCCGGCGGAUCGUGUUCGGCUCUGGUGCUCGUCCACACCGAGGAAAAGGAGAGCGGAGCGGAGCCCAUCGACACCCCGUCGCGUCGCACCGCAUCGCAUCUCGUCGCGCCGCUCAUCACGGACUCGGCUGCGUCACUUCGUGUCCCCGCGCUGAAGAAGAAUGUCCCUCAUUGAGGAGUACGAGGACGGGGAAUACGAGCGCGCGCCCAAGCGCCUGAAGACGGAAGAGGUGGAGGAGGGCGAGGACCUGGAGGAGGGCGAGGACUCGGACUCGGCGGCGUCUGCCGGGCUGCCGGCGGACCAGGAGCGUGGCUCCGGCCCGGGAGCCGAGAAGAGGACCCCCUGGGCCGCCUCCAAGCACGGGGCUGCGAGGAGGGACAAUGGGGACGACUCCCACCGCAUCGCCCCCUCUCCGGUGGUGCACGUGCGUGGCCUCUGCGAGUCUGUGGUGGAAGCUGAUCUGGUGGAGGCACUAGAGAAGUUUGGCACCAUUUGCUACGUGAUGAUGAUGCCCUUCAAGCGGCAGGCGCUGGUGGAGUUCGAAGGUGUGGAGAGUGCAGACAAGUGCGUGGCGUGCGGCACCAAAGAGGCCGUGUACAUUGCUGGCCAGCAGGCCUUCUUCAACUACUCCACCAGCAAAAGGAUUACACGGCCCACCAACUCCGACAACCCCAACAGCGGGAACAAAGUACUGCUGCUGUCCAUCCAGAAUCCCCUCUACCCAAUCACCACGGAGGUCCUGUACACAGUGUGCAACCCCAUCGGCAACGUCCUACGGAUCGUUAUAUUCAAGCGCAACGGCAUCCAGGCCAUGGUGGAGUUCGAGUCUGUCCAAAGCGCCCAGAAGGCGAAGGCGGCGCUCAACGGAGCGGACAUAUAUGCCGGCUGCUGUACCCUCAAGAUCGAGUACGCGCGGCCGACGCGUCUCAACGUAAUAAGGAACGAUAAUGACAGCUGGGACUACACUAAGCCGUAUCUGGCCAGGCGAGAGCGAGGAAAGGGGAGACAGCGGCAGGCCAUUCUCGGGGAGCACCCAUCCGCGUACAGCGACAACGGCUACGGACCACACUGCCCCCUGCUGCCUCUGCCCGGCAACAACAGGUACAAAAUGAGCUCCCAUGACAUCCCUGAGGUGGUGGCGUACCCCCUGCCCCAGACCUCCUCCUACCUGGGCCACUCGUCCAGCUCCGUCGCCAUGGUGAGCGGCCUGCACCCCACCAAAAUGAACUGCACCAGGAUCUUCAACCUCUUUUGUCUGUACGGCAACAUCGAGAAGGUGAAGUUCAUGAAGAGCGUUCCAGGCACGGCGCUGGUGGAGAUGGGUGACGAGUAUGCUGUGGACCGCGCCAUCACCCACCUCAACAGCAUCAAGGUCUUCGGCAAGCGGCUCAAUGUCUGCGUGUCCAAGCAGCACGCCGUCAUCCCCAGCCAAGUGUUUGAGCUGGAGGACGGGACCAGCAGCUACAAGGACUUUGCCAUGACGCGCAACAACCGCUUCACCAGCGCCGGCCAGGCCUCCAAGAACAUCAUCCAGCCGCCGUCCUGCGUCCUGCACUUCUACAACGUCCCACCCUGCGUCACGGAGGACGAGCUGCAGCGGUUAUGCACAGAACAUGAUGUACCUGGUUUCAUCAAGUUUAAGGUGUUUGAUGCCAAACCCUCGUCCAAGACCAUUUCAGGGCUGUUGGAGUUUGACACCAAAACGAACGCGGUAGAAGUCCUCACAGUACUCAACCAUUACCAGAUUCGGAUACCAAAUGGUUCCAACCCAUACACCCUGAAGCUGUGCUUCUCCACCUCCUCACACCUCUGAGCCCCGGCAACGGGUAUCGGUGAUGGGGACAGUGACAGAAGGAGGGUCUGUCCUGAAGGGGAGGAAACUGUGGCAGCUCCUGAACCGCAACCCACGGAAGAGGACAAAAAUGCUGAAAUAGACAAGUGCAGAACACUGAAGAUCUUUUUUGACGCCUUGCAAGGAUUUCUUUUUACGUUCCUGUGAAAUCUGGGAAGGGAAAGAGGAACUGAGACUGACAAAGCAGGAGUCCCCCCGCUGUUGUUUCCCAGCAGCCCCUGGGGCUGCCCAUGCUCAGGUGUUUCCUGAGAUUACUUGAUUUCACAUUUAUUUCUUUUCCCUCCCUUCAUUUGACUGAAGUUUAAUCUCUCUAAACUGGUCACUCAGUUGCUUACCCAAGGUUUCAUGUAGAUGCUGCUUUCAUGGGGGCUGCGGUCAGUCAUGUGACUUUUCACCAAACUCAUAGAGCUGGUUCGAGUUCAGCUUCGUUCCAUCGAUGUACGAGUGCCUGACUCCCAGAUUUGAUCUUGUUCGGUACGGCAGAAGAACAAACCUGUGUAUAGCCUGCAAUAUGUAGAUCAUGUUGUAAUAUACGUAUAAAUGUGUAUAGAAUUUGAAUGAGGUGGGGGAAGGUGGGGUGGGGGGAGGGGGGUGUGUUAAAAUUCAGCUGAAGUCCUGGUGUCCUCCCUCAGGUGAGAUGUUACUUUUCCUUAGGGAAAGGGGCACUUGGGAGAGCUCCAGGUACUGUGUUUGUACCAUGUUUGCACAUAAACGAUCCACAGUGCGUGUAGUCGUCGGUGUUUCCGGUACGCAGUCUGUGUUUGUCUUUGGCACGUCGCCGCCUCUGCGGUCUCCACUGUGAGCAUGGCGUUCAUUAAACGUUGGCCGGCCUCUGUCCCGUGCUCCUCGUGUCUGACGAGACGUGCCCCGUCUCCCCGUUUGAGUUCUGAUCUCAGUACGGUUAACCAGCGUGAUCAGAUGUUUCACCCCAGUGUUUGGUGUCGUUUUGCCGAAUGGUGCCUCCGUGUCACAUCAUCGCCUUUCUGUUCCACGUCCAUGAGCUUGUGUGUUGUAGCUGUGUUGUGAUCUAGCAUUUGGCCAAGUUAAACCUGCUAGCCGCCCGUAGGAAGCCAUAGGACCUAGAGCAGCUCCUUAGUAGGCUGUGACGUCGCCCCCCCGCUGGCAGGUAAGAUGCCUUUCCCAUGCGGUAGUUGUGUGGACACCAGAAGAGGAGUUAUCUCCCGAACUCUUUGCUCCUCUUCAAAGACAUUGCAGUGACUCCAGAGACAACCGUCAGACACGCUCCAUUGAGGGGACGCUGGCGGAGCUGCUGGGGUUUGUUCCCAUUCUCAGAAGGUGCCUGGCUGCCAUCUGCCUGCUCCUCAACAUCCUCCGGGUCCUCGUUUCAGGAACAGGAUCGAGAACUGCGGCAUUGUGCUUCUCCUGCUAAGGUGGACUUGUUGUUUUAAGUCACAUUCUGUACAUUACUUUUUACACCGUCCGCAAUUCUGUACUCGAUGGUUUAACAGUAGUUGCCCUCAUUUAAAAGAGGCCCUGCAGCAAAUAUGGUAAUUGCAUUCCGGUGUGUUUAUGCCUCCAGGAUCUUUGUUAGGUGAUGGUGUGCAGGCGAAAUGUGGGAAUAUGCUGAGGUGGCAUCUGUUUGGGGACGCAGCCUGGUCCCUCGGUUUCUCCUCCUGCAGACCAAAACAUUCCACUUGCGUGCCGUAGUGGCGGAAGGUCUGAUGAUGUUACACUGCUGAUUUCCUUUUUUUGUUAUUUCCAUGAACAAAUUUUCAAGAAAGGCUUUUGUUGACACAUGUAUGGCGCUUAAUUUUAAAAUUUCUGACCACAAGUUCAUCCAGCCAAGGAACACUAUUUCAAUUUGAAAUGUACAUAUGUGAGAAGUUAAAAUGCCAACCCAUCUUUGUACCCAAGAGAACAUCAGAUGUUUAAUAUUCAGCUUUCCAAUGCGAAGAAGAAAGGGUCUUUUGAAAAGAGAAUAUUCUGUUUGCAACAGCGACUCUCAAGUCUCCCUGAUCCAGUUACUCGAGUGUCAAAUGAGCGGCGCCUCUUUGCUCUGCUUGCUCUUUGAAGUCCACGCCUGCUUCAUGCGGAGCGGCUUGGAUCUCCCUCCAUAAGCCCCGAGGUCAACGAAGCACGCGUGGCAGUGUAUGUGUGCAGAGGAGCGUUUCUUUUUCCCCAUCAGUUUAUCUCUGUUGGUUGUUCCCGAGGAUGAAAUUGAAAAGUGGACUCAGAAAAGAGCCAUGGUGAAGGCCGGUGCCGAAGCGUCACGUUGUCCUCGUGAAGAAGCUGCCCUCUUUUGGUUUAGCUGGAGACGCACACUGCAGAUAGAAGCAGAGCUAUCUGUCCCUGUGCUGGAACGAGGCAAAACGCAUCCCAGGUGAAUAUGGAAGUGGUUCAGAUUGUGGGGAGGGGGUGGAAUUCUCAGCAAAGGACAUGGUGCGUCUACCUUGACCGUCCAUGGGUUCUUGAACCCUUCACAAAUACUUUAACUUCCUGAAGUCUAGAAGUCCUGUGUUCACCUUCAGACCAAUUUGUGACCACUGAACCAUCAGCAGUUCUAAAGGCCAGUACUGGCAUUUGCAACUGAUGGACAAAACCUUUAUUGAUCCCCCAGUUACAUUCAUUUGGAAUGCUGUGAAGACAGAUGAAGGCCAUCUGCCCAUGUCCCAUAGACAAUUAAUCCUCUACACUGACGAAGCAAAUGGUGUCAAGUGCUGAUGAACUCUGGCGACUUGAACAGCUUGUGAUGGUCAGUUCAGCGUAAACGUAACAGGCUUUUUUUUUUUGUUAGAACACGCAACAGCCACCUGCUUACUUUACAUAGUUUGUGUUUGUAUGGUCAGUGUGAAAGUACCUAGAGAACACGGGAGUGUUGUGACCCAGAAGCCCUUGCUUAUCCUCCAAUCUUCAGAGCCUGUACUUUGGCACCGCACACCCAUUUUGAACACUGCAUAAAAAUAUUAAAUAUAUAAAA